AUGACUGCUUGUGACCAUAUUGUGUGUCUUCGCCACGUAGAAAACGAACGGACAGGAGAGAUUGUGCUUGAGGAUACGGGUCGAUUCUGGCGCGUGGUUCAAGAACUGCCAAAGCCAUCACUUCAAACGCCUCAGCUGGCGCUAUUCAUCGGCACCAAUGCCAAAGAUAACGCUCUGAAGCAUAUCUAUCCACAGAAUAAUAUUGAGGAUGGCCCGCAUGACUCUUUGAAACACGACUUACUCCGGAAAGCGCUCCAAUUCCAUGCGGUGCAGCUGAAUAAUGUUUUCUCUGCAGCUCAGACCUUUCAGCUGGCAGGCACGUAUUUAUCUCCACUGGCUCGGUACCAACGACUCCAACAUGAAAUUAGAACCCAGACUCAGCAAAUGCUGGAACUGAAACAGAAAUCUCAUAUGCUCCUGUCCGCGUAUCACCUUGCCUCGUUUUUCGCAAAGGCGGUCGAGAAAUUAGCUCAAAGCCGUUCCGGGGAGUUCAACUUCUUCAGUGAAUCCCGCAGACGGAACGAAAUAGGUACAGACUACCAACGGCAUAUAGAAACAUUCUUGGCGCAGGCCCAGCGUCAGAGGACCUCCUAUGAUAGCAUCGCAUCCUUCAUCGCGACAAGCAUACUAAUGGAUGCAUAUCCACCGCGAAUGCACCGUCAGUGGCUCCCACGUUUGAGAGACUUGAGUGACCCUGCUGACCCUCCUAGGCUUUCCAAUUGA
Molecule: messenger RNA, 723 nt
Organism: Aspergillus melleus
Lineage: Eukaryota; Fungi; Ascomycota; Eurotiomycetes; Eurotiales; Aspergillaceae
Exons: 2
Coding region: 1-723 (240 amino acids)
Source: RefSeq, a predicted model, not a curated record